CUAUAGUGGGUACAUCCCAACCGUCCGGGACACGUUCAUUUACUCCCGCUCUCCUCCGCCUUCCGCCACCGCAAAUCCCUCCGAUCGAUCGGCACCACCCGAAAACGACCCCGGAAAGCCUCCGCUCCCCGCGGCGGAAGAUGGCGGCGAGCGACGCGAAGAUCGGGAGGAGGUUCGAGGGCAAGGUCGCCAUCGUCACCGCCUCCACGCAGGGCAUCGGCCUCGCCAUCGCCGAGCGCCUCGGCCUCGAAGGCGCCGCCGUCGUCAUCUCCUCUCGCAAGCAGAAAAAUGUGGAUGAGGCUGCUGAAAAGCUCAGGGCAAAGGGUAUAGAGGUUUUGGGCUUGGUUUGCCAUGUUUCCAAUGCACAGCAGAGGAAAUCCCUGAUAGACAAGACUGUUCAGAAAUACGGGAAAAUUGAUGUGGUGGUAUCAAAUGCCGCUGCUAAUCCAUCUGUUGAUCCCAUUUUAGAAAUCCAAGACUCUGUUCUCGACAAGUUGUGGGAAAUAAAUGUCAAAGCAUCUAUUCUACUCCUAAAGGAUGCAGCACCUCAUUUGCAGAAGGGUUCAUCUAUAGUUUUUAUCUCUUCAAUUGCUGGAUACCAGCCACAACCUUCCAUGGGUAUGUAUGGAGUGACUAAAACAGCCCUGCUUGGGCUAACCAAGGCCCUAGCAACAGAGAUGGCACCAAAUACCCGUGUUAACUGUGUGGCUCCCGGUUUCGUGCCUACGCACUUUGCUGACUUCCUAGUAAAAAGUGAUACCAUCAGAAAUUCUAUCGAGGAGACAACGCUAGUCAAGCGGCUUGGGACAACAGAGGACAUGGCUGCAGCAACCGCCUUUUUGGCAUCUGGCGACGCUUCUUAUAUAACAGGAGAAACCUUGGUGGUCGCUGGAGGAAUGCCCUCUCGACUUUAGUUCAUUCCAACAGUUUCUGCAACAAUUAGUUUCUCUCUUCCAUUCUGUUAUUGUAGCUUGUCUGACCCCCAAGACCGUCAUAUGUAUGGCAGAAUAAAACCAGCAAUAAUGAGUUGAUGCAGCCGUCGUCUUGUACCUGCCUGUACUUCUAAAGCAUAGAAUGUCACAUGAUGUGCAAUUGCAGAAAAUGCCAGGUAGCGUGAAGUAUCUAGCAUUUAAAUUUGCAUACAGAUGGAAGUGCAUUUGUUUGACUAUUGGAAAGAAGAUGCCAGGUAGCUUGAAGUAUAUAGCAUUUAAAUUUCCAUAAA
Messenger RNA from Eucalyptus grandis, 1222 nucleotides. RefSeq names its product tropinone reductase-like 3. Lineage: Eukaryota; Viridiplantae; Streptophyta; Magnoliopsida; Myrtales; Myrtaceae. Gene Ontology annotation, molecular function: oxidoreductase activity. The record is from RefSeq and is a predicted model, not a curated record. The transcript has 6 exons. The coding region runs from base 141 to 914 and encodes 257 amino acids.